AUGACUUACCUCACCGACUCACCACCUCUGCCCCCUCUUGCUACUCUCUUUCCUUACAUACGGUCUGAUGCCAGCAGUCUCCCACGCUCUGCAGACCCUUUCACGGUUACGACCAGCACCGGCUUCCUCCCUUGCCGUUCACCCUUGCUUCGUCUGCCGGAGCAGUUCAAUGCGCUAUCAGACAUUCUUAACGACAUGCCAAUCGUCAAAGCUGACAAGUCGCCUGGCCUGCUCGCUACGUUCAAGCUCGGCCCUCUUAUCGACUCCGGUGCUUUGCCAGACUUGACUUCUUGCGUGGAUGACCUGCGGACCGACACUGGUGAUCUCGACCUGGAAGCCAUCACGGCCGUGUUCAGGGACUAUAGCUUUUUGGCCAGUGCGUAUCUGCUGGAGCCCUGUUGGGAGACGUGGUCGAAGGACCAUGAAGCUGGCUAUGGUUUGGGCAGAGCUGUCCUGCCAAAGUGCAUAGCGUCGCCGCUAGUGAAGGCCGCGGACAUCCUCGAUAUUCCGCCGUUCAUGUCCUACGCUGCGUCAUAUGCACUAUACAACUACUCUCUCGUCAAUCCCAACAUCGGCGCAGGCGUAUACGACAACCUCCGCCUCAUCCGCGCGUUUGAACGUGGUCUUGAUCCGUCGAGCUCAGAAGCCGGCUUCAUUCUGACCCACAUCCACAUGGUCCAGGAAACCGGACCCUUGAUUUCGGGCGCGGUCGACCUGCUCUCGACCAUAGAAAAUUCUCCCGGUGAUGUAUCUUCCGCAAUCUCGGCGUUCCAGACCAUGCUCUCCGCCAUGAGCCGCAUCGAAUCCCACAUGGAACAAAUGUGGACUCACUCCCUCCCCAAGGACUAUCUCUCCUACCGCACGUUCAUCUUUGGCAUCACCUCACAAUCCAUGUUUCCCAACGGGGUGAUCUACCAAGGCACCCGCUACGGCGAUUCCAAGCCGCUGUACUUCCGCGGCGAAUCCGGCGCCAACGACAGCAUCAUUCCCCUAUUGGAUCAUCUGAUGGAGAUUCCCAUGCCGAGCAACCCGCUCACGGAGAUUCUGAGGGACUUUAGGAGCUACCGGCCAAAGACUCACCGGGAGUUUCUGGCGUGGGUCAUGAGUAAAAGCGCAGAGGUCGGCGUGAGGCAGUACUGUACUCAUCACGCUUCUUCAUUGCAGGGUGUGGAAGCCGGCCGCUCUGCUGGCGAGGACGAGGCCAACAGGGCCUUGCUGCUGCCGACACUCUACCUCAAAUUGCUUGACCACGUGCGCAGUUUCCGCUGGCGUCACUGGCUGUUUGCGAGGGAAUACAUCAUCAAGCGCUCCUCGCACCCGACAGCCACGGGCGGGUCGCCCAUCGUGACGUGGUUGCCGAACCAGCUAUUUGCGGUCAUGGAUUUGAUGGAGGACGUGUACGGCGAGAGCGGUUUGAAAAAGGCAGUGGAACAGGGAACGGGAGAAACGGCCGAGACAAGGGCGGUCAGGGAGAUGAUGCAGAACGUGUCGAACCAGAGGGACAAGCUGGACAAGGAGGUUAAGAAGUAUUGUGCGGAACGGGGUGCGUGA
Molecule: messenger RNA, 1551 nt
Organism: Cladophialophora immunda
Lineage: Eukaryota; Fungi; Ascomycota; Eurotiomycetes; Chaetothyriales; Herpotrichiellaceae
Exons: 2
Coding region: 1-1551 (516 amino acids)
Molecular function (GO): heme binding; metal ion binding
Source: RefSeq, a predicted model, not a curated record